Molecule: messenger RNA, 123 nt
Organism: Acaulospora morrowiae
Lineage: Eukaryota; Fungi; Glomeromycota; Glomeromycetes; Diversisporales; Acaulosporaceae
Source: the annotation of a GenBank genome assembly
CUCUCGCGUUCGUGUUGACCUCGUCUUGGGACAUAUUGAACCCAUCGUUUUCCCAGCCAAUCAGGAUUACGUGUGAAUUCGCCGGAAUUCCUGUCGCUGAAUUCUCGCACGAAAACCUGUUAA